CUUGAAUUGCUUCACAUCUGUUACUCUUACCACGCGGCCCUUCCAAAGAUAUUUGCUACGACAGAAGAAUACAAAUCCAAAGGUCAAGAUCACAUUGUCCAUCAAUCGCACACACGUUCAGAGACCUAUCAAUACUUUAUUUACUGCAUCACCUAUCACUGGGAUUUCCCCCACCAUGCCCAAGAUCCUCAUCACAGGCGCUGGAGGGUUCCUGGGCCAAUUUCUCGCCAGGGAAUUACUCAAGGACCCGCAGAACACGCUCGUGCUGACUGAUAUUGUCGACGUGCCGGUACCCAAGGGAUCCAAGAAUCCUCAAAAUGCUACGACCGUCAAGGCAGAUCUCUUAAAAGAUCAGAGCGUCAUCACUGCUGAUCUGGACGCGGCCUAUCUCUUCCACGGAAUCAUGUCAGCAGGCUCAGAGGCCAACUACGAUCUAGGCAUCGGCGUCAACCUCGAGAGCACACGGGUUAUUCUAGACAAAAUUCGACAUGUGCGGCCGGGAUUGCGUGUGAUCUAUUCGUCCAGCCAGGCAGUCUACGGGCAGCCACUGCCCAAGGUCGUGGAUGAAUCCGUUCUGCCCACUCCUGAAGGUUCUUACGGGUCGGCCAAGUUCAUGAUUGAAAUCUUGAUCAAUGACAUGACGCGACGGGGCUUCAUCGACGGCAUCGUCCUACGAUUCCCCACGAUUUCGGUCCGACCGGGUAAGCCAGCUCCGGCGGCCAGCGCCUUUAUCUCAGGCAUCAUCCGCGAACCCGUUGCCGGCAUCGAGGCCGUGGUUCCCAUCAAAGACCGCAGUUUUCCUUCCAACGUAUGUUCACCAAGUGUGCUCAUUGGCAACCUCGUGCAUGCCCUGACCUUGCCAUCGGAUGCUCUGCCCAAGCAUAAACGCGUGGUCAAUUCUCCAGGAUUAACGGUCACGAUCCAGGAGAUGCUGGACGCAUUGGCCAAGGUUGCAGGUGAGGACAAACUCAAGUACGUGCGUGAGGAGCACGAUGAGGCCUUGGCGAGAAUCCUCAAGUCAUGGGCUUUCAACUUUGACAAUUCGUUGGGCUUGAGCUUGGGCUUCAAGAAACCUGAGAGUUUCGAGGCUGCGGUGCAAGAGUAUCUGGAUUAUGUAGAGGAGGAAAAGUCUUGGAAAUGAGGCCGGACAUUGGAGUUUAUCAAACUCGAAUCCAGCCUUGUGUCUAACUCAACAAGGUUCUUGGUCACUGAGCAUGGCCUUUGGCCGUCCCAUUGUAUAUAUUCUGCAUAAGAUCCUGUCUUGAAGUCGUCUAUGAACAUCUAGGACUGUGGUAACAUUG
Exophiala mesophila is the source of this 1301-nucleotide messenger RNA. RefSeq lists its product as uncharacterized. The transcript has a single exon. Bases 176 to 1141 code for a protein of 321 amino acids. The record is from RefSeq and is a predicted model, not a curated record. Lineage: Eukaryota; Fungi; Ascomycota; Eurotiomycetes; Chaetothyriales; Herpotrichiellaceae.